AUGGAAAAGCCAAUUUACAGAACGAAAGACGAGGGGUUGGCGCAAAUUUUCUCAUCGAAGGUGCUUCCUAGGCUACGAAGACUCGAGUUUUUUGGGAUUAUAAUGGCUGCUAUCGUACUUUUAGCUGUAAUAUUAGGUGUACUUGCGCUAACUGUAUUUCGCUUCAAAGUUCCUGACAUUAAGUUACGUGCAGUAACCAUCGACAAUUACAGUAAUUUGUCCGGGACACUAACUCGCUUCAACUUGACGAUAAGGGAAGAAAUUGUGCUUAAGAAUCAAAAUUUGGGGGAAUUCAAAUACGAUAAAAGUGAGGCAAUCUUAUCUUAUGGAGGUAAAACUAUUGGAGAAGAGGAGAUUUCAAGCGGGUGCAUUGAGUUGAGAUACACAAAGUUGGUUGUUGUGUUGAUAGAACCUAAGUUUGAAGGUUUAGGGAGUAAUCAAAAUUUGGGUGGUGGCACCAAUUCUGGGAUUUUGACAUUUAACAGCUACAUUAAGUUGAGUGGAAAGGUGAAUUUGAUGAUGAUAAGUAUUAAGAAAAGGACUAGAGAGAUGAAUUGCACUUUGAAGAUUAGUUUAGUUAGGCAAGCAAUCCAAGACUACUACUGCCACUGA
Molecule: messenger RNA, 612 nt
Organism: Pistacia vera
Lineage: Eukaryota; Viridiplantae; Streptophyta; Magnoliopsida; Sapindales; Anacardiaceae
Exons: 1
Coding region: 1-612 (203 amino acids)
Source: RefSeq, a predicted model, not a curated record